Molecule: messenger RNA, 1215 nt
Organism: Huiozyma naganishii CBS 8797
Lineage: Eukaryota; Fungi; Ascomycota; Saccharomycetes; Saccharomycetales; Saccharomycetaceae
Gene: GPI8
Product: GPI-anchor transamidase
Exons: 1
Coding region: 1-1215 (404 amino acids)
Biological process (GO): proteolysis; attachment of GPI anchor to protein; protein localization to cell surface
Cellular component (GO): GPI-anchor transamidase complex
Molecular function (GO): GPI-anchor transamidase activity
Source: RefSeq, a predicted model, not a curated record
AUGAGGUGUUCUAUGCGGUCUAUUGCUGUUGCUGUUGUGGCCCUGUGGUGUGCGGUGCUCUAUCCCGCGGUUUCUGCUGAACACACCAACAACUGGGCGGUGCUUGUGUCGACUUCACGGUUCUGGUUCAACUACAGACACAUGGCGAACGUGCUGAGCAUGUACCGGACCGUGAAGCGGCUCGGGAUCCCGGACUCACAAAUCAUUCUGAUGCUGAGCGACGACGUCGCUUGCAACUCGCGGAACCUGUUCCCCGGGUCCGUAUUCAACAACAAGGACCAUGCCAUCGACCUGUACGGUGAAUCCGUGGAGGUCGACUACCGCGGGUACGAGGUCACCGUCGAGAACUUCAUCCGGUUGCUCACGGACCGGUGGUCAGAAGACCAGCCGAAGUCGAAGCGGUUACUCACGGACGAGAACUCGAACAUAUUCAUCUACAUGACGGGCCAUGGGGGCGACGACUUCCUCAAGUUUCAGGACGCUGAUGAGAUUGCGUCAGAGGACAUCGCGGACGCGUUCGCGCAGAUGCACGAGAAGAAACGGUACAACGAGAUCUUCUUCAUGGUGGACACUUGCCAGGCAAACACCAUGUUCUCCAAAUUCUACUCACCAAACGUACUUGCGGUCGGGUCCUCGGAACUCGACGAGAGUUCGUACUCGCACCACUCGGACGUCGAGAUCGGCGUCGCGGUCAUCGACAGGUUCACUUACUACACGCUCGAAUUCAUGGAGUCCAUCCAGAAGAACUCGACACUCACACUCCAAGACCUCUUCGACUCCUACACUUUCGAGAAGGUCCAUUCGCACACGGGGGUCCGCACAGACCUCUACGAGAGGGUCCCUCGCGACGUUCUCAUCACAGACUUCUUCGGGAACGUCCAGAACGUCGUACCAGACACUACGCAGGACCAAGCGGACCAACAACUGGACACACACAACAGUAUCCUGGAACUCGCCCUGGACAAGUACGGCACUGAGAUUCCACACCAGGACAACACUACAACUCACCACAACGACCAAAAGAUCAAGCUGACCCAUUCGCUGAACGGCGCACUGGCAGAGGCACCAAGGGCAACAGCCACGGGGAAACUUCCCGGUCUUGCAACAUCCAUCGGAGUCUCGCUCCUACUGUUGCUCCUCCUGGCCACGCUCACGAUCCCUUGCCAAAGAGUGCAGCAGUCCGUCGCCCAAUGCAACCAACUGUUCAACUACUAA